AUGGCCCCUUCGCCCGCUAUCAAGACAAUUCUACCCACCCUUGCGCCGCUAGCAAAACCACAACCUACCAACCUACCUUCAUAUACCCAUUCCCCCCUCUUCUUUGUCUCUCCUGCUUCUUUCUCACACUCUUGCUGCUCACGCCGUCCUUCUCGAAUACGCACGUCGAUGAAAUUCUCGGCUUCUAACAUGAUGUCCCCAAAGGCUCGCACCUCGGUCCGCUACAGCACCUACAGCGUGACGCCCUCCGUCACCCCGACGUUUGCCACCAACGACUCGGCGCAGGCCGAGUUCCGCGACAUCGCCUCGGGCCUCGACCGCAUGGAAAACAAGGCUCUCUCCUCCCAGCGCGUCGCCCUCGACGAGGAAAAGACGGACAACCUGCGCAAGCUCGCUCUCGGCGCCAAGCUUGAGCGUGCCCUCGACCGCCGCAUGAGCUCCCAGGACGCCGUCAUGCGUCCGCGUACCAAGAAGCCUGUCCUGUCGGAAAAACAGCAGCUCGUGGAAAAGGUGGCCUAA
Messenger RNA from Cordyceps militaris CM01, 519 nucleotides. RefSeq lists its product as uncharacterized. Bases 1 to 519 code for a protein of 172 amino acids. The record is from RefSeq and is a predicted model, not a curated record. The transcript has 2 exons. NCBI's taxonomy places the organism in Eukaryota, Fungi, Ascomycota, Sordariomycetes, Hypocreales, Cordycipitaceae.